UAUAAAAGUAAAGGUUAGCGUACAUUACGUACACAAGUGCGGUAAGUUUUGACAAAAAGGACGCACCGAAGUGUGACCGUCAAGUGUUGUGUAAAUUCUUUAGAGAAAUGACAACCGUGAUAUACAUUUAAAUAUAUUUAAUAUAUUGUGAAUAAUUAUAAUUUUAGUGAUUAAUUUCCAUGUUAUCAAAAUAACGACAGGCCGGUUGAUCCUAACCUGAAAAUAUGUCCGACGACGAGGACUUGGUUUACGUGAAGAAACAGAAAACCGUGCACUAUGGCUCGCUGGAGGAAGCGGAACGUACUCGGCUCGCUGCUGCGGUCGAGGUCGCCGACGGUGAGAAGGAUGUCACGAGUACGGAUGAUAUUGCGAGCGCUUCCAUCUCAGCUGGAAAUGUGCACAUCUCGAACGAGUACAUGGAGCUGGAGGACGAGAUGUCUAAGGAUCGUCAGGCACUGCUGGAGGAAUUCGAACGUAGGAAGAAGGCCAGGCAGAUUAAUGUCUCCACGGACGACUCGGAAGUGAAGAAACACUUGAGGCAACUGGGCGAACCGAUCUGCCUGUUUGGAGAAGGUCCCGCAGACCGUAGAACGAGACUGAGAGAAUUGUUAGCCAGUGUCGGUGAGGAUGCUAUUAAGAAGAAGCAUGAAGAGGAGGAGAAACCGUCUCACACGAUUGAGAGAGACACGGAGACCACGUGGUACCACGAAGGUCCGGAAUCCUUACAAAUUGCACGGUCAUGGAUAUCGACAUAUUCAUUGCCCAGGGCAAAGGCACGGCUGGAGAAGGCACGUCAGGAUCUCGAGUUGCCAGCCGCUACUCGCACAGCGAAAAGGCAAGAACUUCUGAAGAAGUUGCAAGCGUUGAGCAUCUAUUGCUCUCAGAUCGGCGACACUAGGCCCAUUUCCUUUUGCCAAUUCAGCCCGAACUCAAAGAUUCUCGUUACCGCUUCGUGGUCAGGCCUGUGCAAGUUAUGGUCUGUACCCGACUGUACUUUGUUGCGCACUUUAAAAGGACACCCUUGUAAUGUUGGCUGUAUUGUUUUUCACCCAAAAGCUACGAUAACCGAAGAUGUGGUAGGUGAGAACACGGGCCAGACUUGCGUGUUGGCGUCUUGCGCGACGGACGGUUCGGUGAAACUGUGGAGUGGUGGCAAUGGCGAAGAGCCACUGGCGGAAGUGGAAGGACACGAGCCUCACCGAGUGUCCAGGAUAGCCUUUCACCCGUCUGGACGAUUUCUCGGCACGUGUUGCCACGAUUCAUCCUGGAGAUUGUGGGAUUUGGAGCAGCAGGCGGAAGUGCUUCACCAAGAGGGUCACGCACGACCUGUACAUUGCAUCAGCUUCCAGUGCGACGGGAGCGUUUGCGCCACAGGCGGUCACGAUUCCUUCGGCCGCGUCUGGGACUUGCGCACCGGCAGGUGCAUCAUGUUCAUGGAGGGCCACCUGCGUGCGAUCUUCGGCAUCGACUUCUCGCCGAACGGCUUCCACAUCGCCACCGCGAGCGAGGAUAACACCUGCAAGAUAUGGGACUUGAGGAAGCGCACGUGCAUAUACACGAUCCCGGCGCACACCAAUCUCCUGUCCGACGUGAAGUAUCAGAGAACGGAGGGCCAGUAUCUGGUCACCGCGUCGUACGACAACACCGCCAAGAUCUGGUCGAACAAAACUUGGCAGCCGCUCAAGAUGCUGCCGGGCCACGACGGGAAGGUCAUGUCCGUCGACGUCUCGCCCGAUCACAAGUUCAUCGCGACCAGCUCGUACGACAGGACGUUCAAGCUGUGGGCGCCGGAGUAAGGCAGAGGUGGCGCCACAAGUUUCUCCCAUUGAAGUCGACUUGCAUUCAUGACUGACGGAUAUGCAACGUGCUACUAGUGCGAAAUCUAAUGAACAAAAAAGAAUCUGUCCCGGCGAUCUUCUGUAAUUUAUAACAGAUUACUUUGUUAAUGCGCGUCGUGCCGCACGCGUGCACAGUUUUGUAUUAUCGUAUCGUCGUCUCAAUAAAAAAAAAAAAAAACCGAUUCCCACCGAAACAACUAAUAUCACACGCACAAUUAACGUGCACGUAACUUUCACUUUAGCACACUUUAGCAUGCCCGACUCCGAGAGUGCGAGAUUGGCUCCGGAUUGAAACUUGUGCCGUGUGUGUGUGUGUGUGUGUUGUAAUGUGUAUUUUAAAAAUCCGUCUUCCGUGAAAUAGGUCUUAUAAUCGCGCGUAAACUUUCGACGUUAUUUAUAACUGGGGCAGCUGGCCGUUCAAUAGGCGCAUCGCUGUGUUGCACCAACGUCGUCGUUGUAUCGUUCUCGACAAAAGAGCCGAGCGUACGAGCGUUUCACCGUUGGAUCCGAACAUCCCCCGUCCGCUCAAGGUUUGUCAAGUACAUUUGAAGACGCGAGAGCGGUCCGAAAUGAGAAGACUCUCUCUCUUUCUCCGCUCAUCGUUUCAUUAUUAACGAACUUUCGGCGAAAUCCCGAACUACGUUGGUACAACGGACACUAUGAAACUUCCACUGUGGAUCUUACGUCGCGUUCCACCGAGAACAGAGAGAUCUUGUUCCGAAAGUUCGUCUAUUUUUCCUAUUAUUUACGGGCAGCAAGAGUAACUGAUCCUCGAUGUU
Molecule: messenger RNA, 2617 nt
Organism: Dinoponera quadriceps
Lineage: Eukaryota; Metazoa; Arthropoda; Insecta; Hymenoptera; Formicidae
Gene: U4-U6-60K
Product: U4/U6 small nuclear ribonucleoprotein Prp4
Exons: 5
Coding region: 225-1796 (523 amino acids)
Biological process (GO): mRNA splicing, via spliceosome
Cellular component (GO): U4/U6 x U5 tri-snRNP complex
Molecular function (GO): U6 snRNA binding; protein binding; U4 snRNA binding
Source: RefSeq, a predicted model, not a curated record